This is a messenger RNA of Eptesicus fuscus (big brown bat), 912 nucleotides long. Its product is annotated as taste receptor type 2 member 7-like. Lineage: Eukaryota; Metazoa; Chordata; Mammalia; Chiroptera; Vespertilionidae. Gene Ontology annotation, cellular component: membrane. Gene Ontology annotation, molecular function: bitter taste receptor activity; G protein-coupled receptor activity. Gene Ontology annotation, biological process: detection of chemical stimulus involved in sensory perception of bitter taste; sensory perception of taste; G protein-coupled receptor signaling pathway. The transcript has a single exon. The record is from RefSeq and is a predicted model, not a curated record. The coding region runs from base 1 to 912 and encodes 303 amino acids.
AUGACCCCCUCUUUAUCAGCUAUUCCCCAUGCGAUCAUCAUGUCAGCAGAAUUUAUUACCGGGAUUACAGUCAAUGGAUUUCUGAUAAUCAUCAGCUGUAACGAAAUGAUCAAAAGCAGAAAGCUAACACCAAUGCAGCUCAUUUUAAUAUGUAUAGGGAUGUCUAGAGUUGGUCUGCUGAUGACAUUAAUGGUACAAAGUUUUUUCUCUAUCUUCUUUCCACUCUUUUAUCGGACAAGAAUUUAUGGUGCAGCGAUGGUGUUCGUUUGGAUGUUUUUUAGCUCUGUCAGUCUCUGGUUUGCCACCUGCCUGUCUGUAUUUUACUGCCUCAAGUUAAUAGUCUUCACUCAUCCCUGUUUUCUUUGGCUGAAAUUCAGGAUCUCAAAGUUAAUGCCUGGGCUGCUUCUGGGAAGCUUGCUGGCCUCGGUGAGCACUGCAACUCUGUGUAUCGAGGUAGAUUACCCUAAAGACGCGGUGGAGGAUGUCCUCAGAAAUGCCACACACACCACGUCUAAAAUCAAGAUAAGGAAAAUUAGUGAAGUGCUUCUUGUCAAUUUGUCACUCCUAUUUCCUCUAGCCAUAUUCCUGAUGUGCACUUUCAUGUUACUCGUGUCUCUCUACAAGCACACUCAUCGGAUGCAAAACGGAUCUCGUGGUUUUAGAAGUGUCAGCACAGAAGUCCAUAUAAACGCCUUAAGAACAGUGCUAACGUUUGUUCUUUUCUUUAUUUCUUACUUUGCCGCCUUCAUAACAAACAUGACAUUCAUUAUUCCUCACGGAACUCAGCGCUACUUUGUGAUGAAGGACAUAAUGGCAGCAUAUCCCUCUGGCCACUCAGUUAUAAUAAUCUGGAGUAAUUCUAAAUUCCAACAACCACUCAGGAGACUUUUCUGCCUCAAAAAGAGUCAGUGA